AUGUCCACCGUAUCCGCAACAACAGCAGCAACAGUGCCGACAAUAACAAACACCGAGCAUCCGGUCCAUCACCCAACCUACGCUCCUCACAUUCCUACAUCGGCCGUCGGUCCCGUCACAAUAGCAAUUAUUGUUGCACUUGUCCUAAUUACAUGUUGCAUUCUACACUGUUCCCGAAUCCGCCAAAGUAUAAAUAACAGAAUUAUUUCGGAACGAUGUCGUAAAAUACAACAACAGCACGAACAGCAGUACGAUUGUUCUUCAAAUGAUGGCACUGUGUAUAAUGGCAACAAUCAUCAAUCAUCACCGUCGCUUGGAUCUUGGUCAUCAUCUGCUUCGACCGUUCAUUAUGACUCGCAACAACUGCAGCAACAGCAAGGCAAAGACCAUAUAGAAUCUCAAAACCAUCGACACGAAGAAAUUCCGUAUAACUCAGAAGGAACAACGCCAGUCCAUCAUGAGCAACAAGAGCAGCACUUGAACUAUCCUCAGCUCACAAGCGUCAUAGUACAGCAGCCCCCUGUUGCAGUGACAAGACCAACAUCUCAAUAA
Messenger RNA from Zychaea mexicana, 552 nucleotides. RefSeq lists its product as uncharacterized. The transcript has a single exon. Bases 1 to 552 code for a protein of 183 amino acids. The record is from RefSeq and is a predicted model, not a curated record. Lineage: Eukaryota; Fungi; Mucoromycota; Mucoromycetes; Mucorales; Lichtheimiaceae.